This is a messenger RNA of Macrosiphum euphorbiae (potato aphid), 336 nucleotides long. The record is from the annotation of a GenBank genome assembly. NCBI's taxonomy places the organism in Eukaryota, Metazoa, Arthropoda, Insecta, Hemiptera, Aphididae.
AUGACCAAUCGUGGGAAUUCAGUUAACAAAUUCAAAUAUUUUAAUGAUUUACGUGUUAUUGAUGCUUUGACCAAUGUAUUAACAAAUCUUUAUAGAUUGGUAACCAGACAGACAGAUCUCCCGUUGGAUUACAUUAGCACUCAUAUGACAGAAAAUGUCAAAAAAUAUAACAAAAGACAAGAACUGAAAAUACUUAAUGCCAACUAUAUCAGGAAAUGGAAGAAGAGAUUAUGCAACACGCAAAAAACAUUUAAAGAAUUAGAAAACUAUGUGGAUGAGUUGAGCAAAUCUAAGUUAGAAGAAACUGAUGACUAUAAUGUUGGAACAGAAGAAUGA